Aspergillus pseudonomiae is the source of this 1041-nucleotide messenger RNA. Its product is annotated as porin. Gene Ontology annotation, biological process: monoatomic anion transmembrane transport. The transcript is spliced from 5 exons. The record is from RefSeq and is a predicted model, not a curated record. The coding region runs from base 1 to 1041 and encodes 346 amino acids. Gene Ontology annotation, cellular component: mitochondrial outer membrane. Gene Ontology annotation, molecular function: voltage-gated monoatomic anion channel activity. Lineage: Eukaryota; Fungi; Ascomycota; Eurotiomycetes; Eurotiales; Aspergillaceae.
AUGUCUGCUCCUGCUUCUUUCUCUGACAUCGCCAAGGCGGCCAACGAUCUCCUUAACAAGGAUUUCUACCACACCAGCGCUGCCAGCCUUGAGGUCAAGUCUAAGGCUCCCAAUGGCGUCACCUUCAACGUGAAGGGCAAGAACGCCCACGAGGGUCCCAUCGCUGGCUCCCUCGAGGCCAAGUAUGUCGACAAGCCUACUGGUAAAGGCCCCAAAAGACGCAGACGUCCCAUACGCAAACCACCCAAUUCCAAUUGCCCAAUAUUGCGAGACGCUCGGUCCAUGUUUUCAUUUUCAUGCGGCCAAGCCUUGUCUCAGCAUCUCAAAAUCUUUCUUUCAUCCAGGAUUAGCCAUCAUGCAGUCUUGCUAAUAUUCUGUCCCCGCCCAGGCCUCACCCUCACCCAGGCAUGGACCACUGCCAACGCCCUCGACACCAAGCUCGAGCUCGACAACAACAUUGCCAACGGUCUCAAGGCCGAGAUCCUCACCCAGUACCAGCCUUCCAAGCAGUCCAAGGGUGCUAAGGUCAACCUUCACUUCAAGCAGCCCAACCUGCACGCCCGUGCCUUCUUCGACCUCCUGAACGGCCCCUCCGCCAACUUCGACGCUGUUCUUGGCCACGAGGGCUUCCUCGUUGGUGCUGAGGGUGGCUACGACGUCCAGAAGGCUGCCAUCACCAAGUACUCCGCUGCCAUUGGCUACAGCGUUCCCCAGUACACCGCUGCCAUCACCGCUAGCAACAACCUGUCCGUCUUCGCUGCCAGCUACUACCACCGCGUCAACGCUCAGGUUGAGGCUGGUGCUAAGGCUACCUGGGACUCCAAGACCGGCAACUCCGUCGGCCUUGAGGUUGCCAGCAAGUACAGACUCGACCCCUCUUCCUUCGCUAAGGCCAAGAUCAACGACCGUGGUGUCGCCGCUCUGGCUUACAACGUUCUGCUCCGCCCUGGUGUCACCCUUGGCCUUGGUGCUUCCUUCGAUACCCAGAACCUGAACCAGGCUGCCCACAAGGUCGGUGCCAGCUUCACCUUCGAGGCUUAA